AUGGCGGCGGCGCUGAGGCUGCUGGCGCUGGGCUCGCUGGCCGCGCUGCUCGGCUGGGGCGGCCCCGGCGUCGGCGGGCAGAAGAGGAAAGAGAUGGUGCUUUCAGAAAAAGUGAGCCAGUUGAUGGAAUGGGCUAGCAAAAGAUCAGUCAUUCGACUGAAUGGUGACAAAUUCCGUCGUCUUGUAAAGGCACCUCCAAGAAAUUACUCCGUGGUGGUUAUGUUUACUGCUCUUCAGCCUCACAGACAAUGUGUUGUGUGCAAGCAAGCUGACGAGGAAUACCAGAUCCUGGCAAACUCCUGGCGAUACUCGAAUGCAUUCACCAACAGGAUCUUUUUUGCCAUGGUGGAUUUUGAUGAAGGGUCUGAUGUAUUUCAAAUGCUCAACAUGAAUUCUGCUCCAACUUUCAUCAAUUUCCCACCGAAAGGGAAACCCAAAAGAGGGGACACUUAUGAACUACAAGUACGAGGUUUUGCCGCUGAACAGCUUGCCCGCUGGGUAGCUGACAGGACCGACGUCAAUAUCCGAGUGAUUAGGCCUCCGAGCUACGCUGGGCCAUUGAUGUUGGGGCUGCUGCUGGCUGUCAUUGGUGGCCUUGUGUACUUAAGAAGAAGCAACCUGGACUUUCUUUACAACAAAACCGGCUGGGCUUUUGCCGCUCUGUGCUUUGUACUAGCAAUGACAUCGGGACAAAUGUGGAAUCACAUCAGGGGGCCUCCGUAUGCUCACAAGAAUCCUCAUACUGGCCAAGUGAGCUACAUCCACGGAAGCAGUCAGGCCCAGUUCGUGGCGGAAACACACAUCGUGCUGCUGUUUAAUGCGGGCGUGACCCUUGGCAUCGUCCUCCUACAUGAAGCAGCCACUGCCGACCUGGAUGUGGGGAAGAGGAAGAUCAUGUGUGUGGCAGGAAUCGGUCUAGUGGUUCUGUUCUUCAGCUGGCUGCUCUCAAUAUUUAGAUCGAAAUACCAUGGCUAUCCAUACAGCUUCCUGAUGAGUUAAAGAAGAUCCCAGCUCUGCUGUUCACAGGGAGUGGCACAUAGGCAUUCAGUACGUGGAUCAUGCUACCUCUAUUUGAAAGGAAUGGAAUUGUUGCACACCAAGCCAAAGAUGUCGAGUGCCUUGACCAGGCAAACUAUUUGCCCUAAAAUUCCCAGGAGGCAUUGCAACGUAUUUACACCCUCUGUUUACUUUAAGCCUCGGGGAAUUUGGAAUGUUGGUUUCGUGUUUCUAAUCAGUUUUUUUUUUUUUUUAAUCUACACAUGAAUUUUCCGGCCACCCUCCAACAAGCCUCCACAGGCCCCCGCUAGAACUUCUGGGUUGUGCACAAAGCGCCGGUACCUCUGCAGCACCAGGCAUCACAGGGCCUUUUAAAUGCUCCCCUGCAGUUCCAGAGCAGCUCAUUUGAGGGUGCAGAGGGCUGCCUGGAGAAGAGGAAAGAACAUGUUGCAAACCCGACACGGUGCUUACGGGGUGUCCUCGCAUCCCUUUGGUCCACGGCUUCAGUUGUUAAAACAGCCCGAUGUGGCCAUGUUUCCAGCAUCUGCGGGGGUGUAUUCUUCAGGCAGGUUUUCUUUGCUCCGCUGCAAGGGGCUCUUUUUUCAGACCCGGGCAGCCUGCCCCUCCCCAGGAGGGAAGGUGGUCAAAUUCUAAACGUCCCAAUUGAGUUGCGAGGCUUUCACCCAGAUUUUUGGCGGAUGCUAAUAUACAAAGCCAGCAGGAGGCUUUGGGAAGGAGAAGCGUUGGGCCUGAGCUGCCUCUGCUUAAGCCAGGAGUGCGCGGCCCUUUCUGUCCCACAUCAGGUGUCUGCUGUGAUGGAAGAGGGAGCUCACGCACAUGGGUGUCUCCUUGCAUACCGCUCUCCCGCAUAGGGACCUCUCCCUCUUGUUCACUCUCACACAACCUUCUGUCCCAAACCACAGCUAAGAUCUUGCUCUUGCAACAGUGUUGGGGUACCUCAACCCCCCCCCCCCCAAUCCCAGCCACUCCAGUACAAUCGCAACAGUCAAAAUGCUCUAGGGGAAUGUUGAGCAGGAAGCUCAGAGCCUUCCCAGGACUGUUUGCAUUUCGCCAUGUAUGCUGGGGUUCAGGGCCAACUGGAGCCCCCAGGCUGUAUUUUUCGCAUUUGAUUUAGCCGAAUGUACAAGGAUGGCUUCAGUUAGAUUUUUGUCAUGUCAGCACGGGGAUAUCCUUGAAUAAUGCUGGUACUUUAUGUUGGCAUUCACUGGAUAACUUGCUCAAAAGAGUGCUUCCCAUGUACUGUACCAUUCCUCUUCCUGCACAGCUUGCAGUAUCUGAUGUUUAAAAAAUCUGUUGUGAUCUUCUCCCUAUUAAGGAACUUCCUUUAUAGGGUGGCUUUGAAAAAUGGAUUGCCCCGUUCUCUGGUACUCGUGUUUCACGUGUGCCUGCCAAACAAGGUGGGUGUAUUUGUGCCGAUGGCCUGUGGCGAGGUUGGACGGACGGGUCGGGCCUCCACAUCCCCGGAACAAGCAGCGGGUGCUGUUAAAGCUGUUUGCAUUGCUAGCUUGUUAGGAGGUGACUCGCAGUCGAAACCCACUAUCCUGGGUGCUGGCGUGAGGGGGUGGGGUGGGGUUGCCCUUCACAGGACCCUCCUGUGCAUUGGGGACUCAGACUCAAAGGUCUGUCCAUCCGUGGCAACUUGCCUCUGGGGGAGGAUUGUCAUUGCUGGGGUGGAGCAGCUCAUCCCAAAACGGAAUGUCUCCCUCUUGGAAUCCAGUCAAGCAUCAGGCGAACCAGUGCCCUACAACUGUGUGACGUCGUCCUACCCAGACCUCUAAAUGCAGAAGGAAUAUGUGGAAUGGGAAAGAGGAGAGAGUAAACUUAUCGAGGCGGUGGCCUUUUUUAGCUUCUGAUUUGUCAGGCAAGAAUUCUGUGCCUUUGGAGUUGAAGUUGUCCCCCUUGCCUCACUCUCCAGGAGGGUGGGGGCUUUGCUUGGCUUUGCUAAAUCAUUUGGGAACCUGCUAGUGAGGAACUCGAGCUGAUUGGCUUAAUGACGCUACAAGGCAGACGGACACGGGAUGUGAUCUGGCUCUACAGCAGAAGAGAAAUGCUGCUGCUGGCGAGUGAGGAAAGGGGAAGGCAAGGAAAUAAUGUUUCUCCUGGAAAUUGAUGCGUGACAGCUGCUGCUGUACUCACCUAAGUAGUUUUAUGCAAGUUUGCUAUAUUUAAUUACAUUUCAAGUGCCUUAACAUCCUUAGUCUAUUUUUUGGUAUUGAUGCAACAAAUAUUUUUAAAAAGGCAUUUUUCUAUUGUAGCAUGGAUAUUGAAAUAACUACUGUGGAUUUUGAACAGUUUUCAAUAAAUACUUUAGAAGCUGGA
Varanus komodoensis (Komodo dragon) is the source of this 3336-nucleotide messenger RNA. RefSeq names its product magnesium transporter 1 (gene MAGT1). Lineage: Eukaryota; Metazoa; Chordata; Lepidosauria; Squamata; Varanidae. The transcript has 10 exons. The record is from RefSeq and is a predicted model, not a curated record. Gene Ontology annotation, cellular component: oligosaccharyltransferase complex. The coding region runs from base 1 to 999 and encodes 332 amino acids.